Salpingoeca rosetta is the source of this 2012-nucleotide messenger RNA. RefSeq lists its product as uncharacterized. Bases 1 to 1965 code for a protein of 654 amino acids. The record is from RefSeq and is a predicted model, not a curated record. The transcript has 4 exons. Lineage: Eukaryota; Choanoflagellata; Craspedida; Salpingoecidae.
AUGGAGUGGUCAGCGACGCUGCGGUCGUGGCCUGCAGCAAAGAAAGCGGCUGCAGAGGAAGGAGACGAUGGUACACGGCGAGGAAGAAGUGGCGGUGGCACACAUGCACAGAAUCAGGCACAGGCACAAGCAAGACCGCGUGGCGUGCAAGGGCUGGCGGGGUCACACCGCUUGUUUCCCCAAAACCCUGCACGGCAUGGCUCCACCACAACCACAACCACAACCGCCACGCUGCGAACAGCCUCCAACAACAACAGCAGCACAUCAGCAGCAGCCACGAGCAACGCGUUACAAGCAAAGGCAGCUGGGAGGAUUGGAAAGCCUCAGCAGCACACCGCCAAAGCACCCAGCAUUGCCGGAAGAGCACUGCCAAAACGACGUGAUGCUGGUGAAGACAGCCACAAUGUUGAAGAGGAAGGACACGAGGAAGAUGCAAACGGCCCACUCCUUCGCUCUGGGACAGCCACCUUUGUCGACUUGUGUCCCGGGGAUAAGCGACGCGUCGCUCGGCUUAUUGCAGAACUGGCAGAACUCAAUCAAAACCGGCAAGAGAUGGUCAAGACACACGAGACAACCGUUGCUGACCUUCAAGAACAGAACAGCGCACUCCUCGAACACAACCAACACCUGGAACAGGAGCUUGAGAUGCUGCGAGACCGACUUCAAGCCACCGAACAACAGUGCACAGUCCUCACAAAGGCGGUCAACGACAGACGGGCAGAGGAUGAGGCAAAGGUCAUGGUUGAUGCGAGCACGCAAUACCAGGGGUUUGAGGACACGGGAAUACAGUGCGAACUUGUGCAAUCCCAAACCGAGGCAAGGACCAAAGGGGCACAGGAACAUGCGACAGAAACGCAGCAGCAGCAGCAGCAGCAGCAACACCCUAUUCGGCAGUCCAAACGAGCAAACACAGCACGCGCAGCUCCUGGAGCCAGAACGAGUGGUGGCUUCAACAACACUGACAACCACGACGAGGAGGAGGAGGAGGAGGAGGAGGAGGAGGAGGAGGAGGAAGAACAAGAGGACGGGUCUGGGGAGGAUAAGGUGGAAGGCGAAGAGGAGGAGGAGGGAGAGAAACAUGCUCGUGAUGAUGACGAUACCGACGUGUGGACAAGUGAGCCUCGAGCUGCCGACACCCACCACGUGCCAACGCUGCCAACGCUGCCACCAGAACUGUCACACCACAACCUGUGGGUGCGCUACUUGCGUGAACAAUCUGUGCCACCUCAGCCAACACAAGCCAGCCACGAACACCUUCCGUCAACGUCAACAUUUGUCACAGGGCCGCCGCCGCCAACCAUGGCGCACGCACCAAACACACCAACAGCACUUCGGUACGGCGAUCAGCAGCACGAGACAGCGCCACACCAGCAAGCAAUGCAUCCCCACCACUCCUAUCACUCACAACACCAGCACAACCAGCAUCACCAGCAGUCGCAGCCACGAAAUCCGCAAGACGGUGAGCCGGAGUCUGUGGUCAUGGUGAGCCCACUUCGACUUUCCGCGCUGGAAACCACGGUUGUGUCAGAACAUGAACAAGCGAGCAUGAGGGGGCGAUGGCAGUUUGCUUCCCGCGCUCGCCACCCGCCUGAGGCUGGGGAGAGUCUCGCCUCGUCUGUGAACUCCACCGGUGCACUGCAUGGCGGUCACCAUCCUGCCGGGACAGUGACACAGGCACACGACACCCAUCACCAGCAGCGGCAGCAGCAAUCGCAGCACUCGCUCGGCGUUGCACGUUCACUCCACUACUCCGUCCCAGCACCACACGCACGAAGAGGAAGUAGAAGAGGAAGCACGGGGAGAACAGGCGCAGGCGAAGGAUCGCAACCCCCAUCUGCAACACUAGCGGCAUCGGCCCCACGCGUAGCGAGACGUGACACAUUUGCCGAUGACGACAGACCCAUCACAAACUUGGCUGACCUUGUUCGGUUUGCAGAGACCCAACUCACCAGACAGGACCAGUGAACUGCUGGAUGGACAGCGAGCAUGUCAUGGCAUGAUGAGACUUGGCG